UCGAGAGUGGUUGGUUAACGCUUAAUUAGAUACCGCAAAAUGCUUGUUGGUCAAUUUUUGAAAUUUUGAAAUAAAAUCUAGAGGAGUACUCGCGACGACCAUCAAAGAUACUUCCAAACAAUGUCUUUCCCGUCGGGUUCUGGUUCCAAUGUUGAGAACUUGCCGCCCCAAGUGGUACGUAAAGUUAGCAAGGAGGUUGUGGCACUAGCAGAGGACCCACCCGAGGGUAUCAAGGUGUUCCUCAAUGAAGAGGAUAUCACAGAUAUACAGGCCACCAUCGAGGGACCUGCUGGCACUCCGUACGAAGGUGGCAUGUUCAGAAUGAAGUUAGUGCUCAGUAAAGACUUCCCAGCCUCACCUCCUCAGGGUUUCUUCCUGACCAAGAUCUUCCACCCCAAUGUGGCUCAGAAUGGUGCCAUUUGUGUCAACACUCUCAAGAGAGACUGGAAGCCAGAGCACGGGAUCAAACACAUUCUGUUGACCAUCAAGUGCCUCCUCAUCUAUCCUAACCCGGAGUCUGCUCUCAAUGAAGAGGCUGGAAAGAUGUUACUUGAACAAUACGAUGACUACUCAAGUCGAGCGCAAAUGAUGACUGACAUUCAUGCUAAACCACUACGCAGCUCGGCUACAGCUUACGACACAGUCCUCAACAGAAUGGAGGGUGUGGCCUCUAAAGGGGGCGUGGCAGGGGAGGCGGUCCAAGUGAUUCAGGAUCGUAAGAGAACGGCUGAUAAGACUACAGUGGGUGUCAACGACAAGAAGAAAAAAGACAAAAAGAAAGCUCUCAAGAGACUCUAGUUCUCAGAACAUUAGUGUUGUAUUUUUGUAACCUCAUUGCUUCUAUAGUGCUAUACACUGUCAAUCUGUUCAUUUACUAGUUUCCAUGACAUCACUGUUCUCUGUAGUUGCACAUUAUACAUUGCAUUGUUCAUGACCUGUAUAAUUACUAUUAUUCUCUUGUGA
Molecule: messenger RNA, 963 nt
Organism: Halichondria panicea
Lineage: Eukaryota; Metazoa; Porifera; Demospongiae; Suberitida; Halichondriidae
Product: ubiquitin-conjugating enzyme E2 S-like
Exons: 5
Coding region: 121-798 (225 amino acids)
Source: RefSeq, a predicted model, not a curated record